This is a messenger RNA of Diachasmimorpha longicaudata, 2057 nucleotides long. RefSeq names its product Chromatin assembly factor 1, p55 subunit (gene Caf1-55). The record is from RefSeq and is a predicted model, not a curated record. Gene Ontology annotation, molecular function: nucleosome binding; histone binding. The coding region runs from base 261 to 1547 and encodes 428 amino acids. The transcript is spliced from 5 exons. Gene Ontology annotation, cellular component: NuRD complex; nucleus; ESC/E(Z) complex. Gene Ontology annotation, biological process: chromatin remodeling; regulation of DNA-templated transcription. NCBI's taxonomy places the organism in Eukaryota, Metazoa, Arthropoda, Insecta, Hymenoptera, Braconidae.
GUCGGCUCUCUACAUACGUAUCUGAUCCAAAGAUCUCUCUGAUUCUGACCAAUCAUGGUCCCUUAAUGGACUCCAAGGCUUCAGCCACAAUUGCCAUCCAUGAAGUUGCUUCAUGUUCAUCGGUUUUCACAAUUUCCGGCACUUUUCAGGCUCAUCGUGUCGCCUAUUUUGGCGGGUACCGAAAUCCAUUAGGUGACUGAGUUAAACUUUUUAGUGUUCACUGCAUAAUACCAGCGAAACGCUAAUAAGGAGCUGGAGAUAUGGGGGACAAAGACGGUGCUGAAACCUUUGAUGACGCCGUUGAAGAGCGUGUGAUAAACGAAGAGUACAAAAUAUGGAAGAAGAACACCCCAUUUUUGUACGAUCUUGUUAUGACCCAUGCACUGGAGUGGCCAUCACUAACAGCUCAGUGGUUACCCGAUGUAACAAGACCCGAGGGUAAAGACUACUCUGUUCAUCGUCUGAUUCUUGGCACUCACACCUCCGACGAGCAGAAUCACCUCCUAAUAGCGAGUGUUCAGCUUCCAAAUGAGGAUGCUCAGUUCGAUGCGUCUCAUUAUGACAAUGAGAAGGGAGAAUUUGGUGGUUUUGGAUCUGUCAGUGGAAAGAUUGAAAUAGAAAUCAAGAUCAAUCACGAAGGAGAGGUGAACAGGGCUCGUUACAUGCCCCAGAAUCCUUGUGUUAUUGCUACCAAGACACCUUCGAGCGAUGUCCUCGUCUUCGAUUACACGAAACAUCCCAGCAAGCCUGAUCCUAAUGGAGAAUGUCAUCCUGAUCUUAGAUUACGUGGACAUCAGAAGGAAGGCUAUGGUCUCUCCUGGAACCCCAACUUGAAUGGAUAUUUGUUGAGUGCAUCUGACGAUCACACUAUUUGCCUCUGGGAUAUAAACGCAACUCCUAAGGAAAAUCGUGUUAUUGAUGCUAAAACGAUUUUUACCGGUCACACUGCCGUCGUCGAGGAUGUCGCCUGGCAUUUGCUUCACGAGUCGCUGUUUGGAUCUGUUGCUGAUGAUCAGAAGCUCAUGAUAUGGGAUACUCGAUGCAACAAUACCAGUAAACCCAGCCACACUGUGGAUGCACACACAGCGGAAGUCAAUUGUCUCAGCUUCAAUCCCUACUCAGAGUUCAUUCUCGCAACUGGAAGUGCCGAUAAAACUGUUGCCCUUUGGGACUUGCGAAAUUUGAAAUUGAAACUUCACUCGUUUGAGUCACACAAGGACGAGAUCUUCCAGGUUCAGUGGUCACCGCACAAUGAGACAAUUCUCGCCAGCAGUGGCACUGAUCGUCGUCUCCAUGUCUGGGAUCUCAGUAAAAUUGGUGAGGAACAGUCUAGCGAGGAUGCAGAAGAUGGACCACCAGAACUUUUGUUCAUCCAUGGUGGACACACAGCUAAAAUCAGUGACUUCUCGUGGAAUCCGAAUGAGCCAUGGGUUAUCUGCUCAGUCUCUGAAGAUAAUAUAAUGCAGGUGUGGCAGAUGGCGGAGAAUAUUUACAACGAUGAGGAGCCUGAUACACCCGCCAGUGAGCUUGAGGCUGGUGCUUCAUAAAUUUAUGAUUAUUGACGUUAUUAUUUCACUUGGGGCUUUGAAAAAAUCGCAGAAUGUGAGAAUUUAAUUCGGAACAGGGGUGAUUAAGUCGUUUUCCCUAUGGUCGUCAUUCGAUCGAAUCAAAAAUCACUGCAGUAAAUUUAAUAUUUGAUACAUUUUUAAACUUUAGAAGGAGAUGCGAAGUAGUAGCGGAUUUUUCCGUAAGUAUGUUAUAUUCAUUCAUACAUUGGAUAAUUAAGGGUUAAGCAACUGUUUAAAUCAAUCCUGCGAUUAAUUAUUGUUCUAAUUGACGAUUAGGACCCCGGCUCACAAUAUUUUAUUUGAUUUUCAUGCUCACGGCAGUUUAUUCUUUUUCUUUCUGCAGUUCAAAACUAAUGUAAUCCGAAUAUUUUUUCUACUUAGUUCAUAAGUCUUUUUGUAAUAAGAUGCGUAAUGGACUGAAUCGCAUAUUCCAAUUGCGAAUACUACUUUCCACCCAAUUUCAAUUUGAAAUAAAGAACAUGAAUUAUA